Molecule: messenger RNA, 2523 nt
Organism: Tyto alba (common barn owl)
Lineage: Eukaryota; Metazoa; Chordata; Aves; Strigiformes; Tytonidae
Gene: GDF2
Product: growth differentiation factor 2
Exons: 2
Coding region: 998-2284 (428 amino acids)
Biological process (GO): BMP signaling pathway; SMAD protein signal transduction
Cellular component (GO): extracellular region
Molecular function (GO): growth factor activity; cytokine activity
Source: RefSeq, a predicted model, not a curated record
CUUCUGUAUCAUGAGAAAUUCUAUCAUCAAUCUUGUAUUUUUGCCUUGGCCCAAUCUUCUCAUGGAUAACAGUAUCUUCAUAGAUAAUCUUCCGUAUCUUCAGAGACCUUUUACUUUCCACGUGGCCUUAUAAGGCCUAGUUCUGUCUUCAUUUUGAGGUCACUGAAAUAAUGACUGCUUAUUCUUGUACUGGACUGACCAUCGAGAAUCUAUGAAAUAUAUUACAUAAGAUACUAUAAAAACAAGACUAAAUUCCCAUACACCAAAGGAAUCAAACUGAAAACGGACAAGCCUGAAAACAACAUGAAGCAAACUUGAGACAAAACAGAUAUUUCACUGUGUACAAACAAUAGCUCUUGGCUGAUAAACAGAAAGAAGUUUUAAGGUUGUUUGUAUUGUGAUGAGAACACGUCUUGCAGAAUCACAGGUCUCCAUUAAAUGAACGGGGAUUUUCUGAUGGCUUGUGAAGGGACUGUAAGAAAGAACUGUGAGAUGUUAUUUACUAAUAGCUAGUAGACUGAUUUUAUUCUAGAUCUCUAUUUUCUAGUCUUGAUGAAAACAGUGCAAUCUCCUACGUCCCUAAGAACGCUUCUCUCUGUGCUGGCAAGGAAAUGAUAGAAGAGCAUAAUUAAGCAAUGAUGACCCUAAAGUGAAAUGUGGAUUCUUUACAAUAUACACUGUCCUUCCCACCAGCCACAUGUGUUUGUCAGAUGUUUACAGAAUCUUCAUUAACUAAGAGCUUUGCUAGAUAACAGAAGCUGAAGCAUGGCAUCAAUGACUCUGAUAAGGGCAAGUGUACAACCAAUCUGCUUGACAACUGACAAGAGGCUGGGGUUUGAAGCAGACUGCAAAAAGAACACAAGAAAGUGAUUUGCAAAGGGCAUUCCAGUUAUUUGCCUUCCAUCUCCUUUCCUCUGUCUGUAAUAAAACAAGCCUUUUAAUUAGCUAAAAUACCUUUGUCCUCUUGUCUCUCCACCAGAAAGUAAAUAUAGAAGAAAUGCAUUAUUUCGGAGUAUUAGCUGCAUUGUCUGUUUUCAACAUCAUUGCCUGUUUGACAAGAGGCAAGCCUUUGGAAGAUUGGGACAAGUUAUCAGCUAUGGGAAAGUCUGAUGCACACUUUCAUAAUCCUGAGGAAGUGGAAGAUGAGACCCAUUUCGACUUUAAAUCUUUCCUGGAGAAUAUGAAGAUGGAUUUACUAAGGAGUUUGAAUUUGUCAAGAGUCCCCUCACAAGUGAAGACCAAAGAAGAACCACCACAGUUCAUGAUCGAUUUAUACAACAGAUAUGCUGCAGACAAGUCCUCCAUCCCUGCAUCCAAUAUUGUAAGGAGCUUCAGUACUGAAGAUGUUGUUUCUUUAGCUUCACCAGAAGAAAAUCCAUUUCAGAAACACAUUUUGCUCUUCAACAUCUCUAUUCCACGAUAUGAGGAAAUCACCAGAGCUGAACUGAGAAUUUAUAUCUCCUGCCACAGGGAAGUUGGGUCUCUCUCUAGGCUGGACGGCAACAUGGUCAUUUAUGAUGUUCUAGAUGGUGACCACUGGGAAAACCCGGAAAGUACCAAAUCUUUCCUUGUCUCCCACAAUAUCCAGGAGUGUGGCUGGGAGAUGUUUGAAGUGUCCAGCGCUGUGAAAAGAUGGGUCAGGGCAGACAAAAUGAAGGCUAAAAAUAAGCUAGAAGUUGUUAUACAGAGUAAGGCUCUGGGUGGUUUCACUUGUGGGAAGCUGGAUAUCAGUGUUACCCCUGACACUAAAAAUCUGCCCCUGUUAAUAGUGUUCUCCAAUGACCGCAGCAAUGGGACAAAAGAGACCAAAGUGGAGCUCCGGGAGAUGAUUGUUCAUGAACAAGAAAGUGUGCUAAAGAAAUUAGGAAAGAACAACACUUCAUCUGAAGAGGAAGAACAGGGAGAGGAAAAGGCCAUCACUGGGCCCCACCGGCAUUUCUCCAGAAGCAAGAGAAGCAUCGGAGCCAACCACUGCCGGAGAACUUCCCUCCAUGUGAAUUUUGAAGAGAUUGGCUGGGAUUCCUGGAUCAUUGCACCAAAAGAUUAUGAGGCUUUUGAGUGUAAAGGAGGUUGCUUCUUCCCUCUGACAGAUAAUGUUACACCAACAAAACAUGCUAUUGUCCAAACUCUGGUGCAUCUCCAAAACCCAAAGAAAGCUUCCAAGGCCUGCUGUGUUCCAACAAAAUUGGAUUCAAUCUCCAUUCUUUAUAAGGAUGAUGCUGGUGUGCCCACUUUGAUAUAUAACUACGAAGGGAUGAAAGUAGCAGAAUGUGGUUGCAGGUAGUAUACAAGGCAGAAUCUCCAAGAAUAAGAAUACCCCCUUUUUCUGCUCUUUGUAAAUCUGCACAUUAGUGAUGAGAAUGAAAAUCCUUGCAAACAAGGUUUGGAGCAGGGUAUGGGACUGGUUGUUGUUGUUGCUGCUUGUUUUAAAAGAAAACUGGCAUUUAAAGAAUGGCAAUCAUUGUAAAUAGCCUGCAUUAUGUAUCAUGGCAAAGUGAAUACUGGAUUAAAAUAUUGUGAGAU